Molecule: messenger RNA, 6359 nt
Organism: Mus musculus (house mouse)
Lineage: Eukaryota; Metazoa; Chordata; Mammalia; Rodentia; Muridae
Gene: Clic5
Product: chloride intracellular channel 5
Exons: 6
Coding region: 111-1568 (485 amino acids)
Biological process (GO): epidermal cell differentiation; chloride transmembrane transport
Cellular component (GO): cytoplasm; centrosome; mitochondrion
Source: RefSeq, a predicted model, not a curated record
GCCCAUUGAUUCCUCCGUGCGGUGCAGCGGCAAAGCAUCACCCCUUAGCCCGUUCCUUAGACCCAACCGACUCCGUUCUGCCUGGGAAAGGAUCUGCCAGACCAAGCAACAUGAAUGAAGACUACAGUGAUACCUAUGAUAAAAUCCAAAAGAGGAGCACAGAUGAGGCUCCAGACCUGCAGGAGGAAAGUGACGCUCCUUUGUAUGACAGAGUCCAUGAAGACUCUGAAAAUGAUCUGUAUGCCACCAGGCUAGAAAGCCAGGAGUACGAAUACUUGUCACCGUAUGUCUCGAAAAGUGAUGAAGCCACCCCAGCCUCCCUGGAGCCAGAAGCAGAUGGCUACCUCCUGCCGGAUGAGGUGUUUUCAGAGUCCCGGGCGGUUCGGGAUGUCUCCAUGGGAGACUCACAUUCACCAAGCCAGGACCCAGAGCCUCUCUCCUGGGAACCUCAGGAGAAUGGAGGAGCAACCGAGGAAGACGUGCCUUCCUCACAUUCACUAAGCCAGGACCCGGAGCGUCUCCCGUGGGAACCUCAGGAGAAUGGAGGAGCAACCGAGGAAGAUGUGCCUUCCUCACAUUCACUAAGCCAGGACCUGGAGCGUCUCCCGUGGGAACCUCAGGAGAAUGGAGGAGCAACCGAGGAAGACGUGUCUUCCUCACAUUCACUAAGCCAGGACCUGGAGCGUCUCCCGUGGGAACCUCAGGAGAAUGGAGGAGCAACCGAGGAAGACGUGCCUUCCUUACUGAGCUUCAGGGUUCAGCACAGCAAGGUGCUUGCCACAAGCCAGGAUUCCUCUAUCAGCCUUUCUGCUGCUAUUGGGUUGGGAGAAAAAGAAGCAGCUUCCAGCAACCCUGAGAUCUUCCUGUUUGUGAAGGCUGGGAUCGACGGGGAAAGCAUUGGCAACUGUCCCUUCUCUCAGCGUCUCUUCAUGAUCCUCUGGCUGAAAGGAGUCGUGUUCAAUGUCACCACCGUGGAUCUGAAAAGAAAGCCAGCCGAUCUACACAACCUGGCUCCUGGCACGCACCCGCCCUUCCUGACCUUCAAUGGGGAUGUGAAGACAGAUGUCAACAAGAUUGAAGAGUUCCUGGAGGAGACCCUAACCCCCGAGAAGUACCCCAAACUGGCUGCAAAACACCGGGAAUCUAACACCGCGGGCAUCGACAUCUUCUCCAAGUUCUCAGCCUACAUCAAAAACACCAAACAACAGAACAAUGCUGCCCUUGAGAGAGGCUUGACAAAGGCGCUGAGGAAGCUGGAUGACUACCUAAACAGCCCUCUGCCAGAGGAGAUUGACACCAACACCCACGGGGACGAGAAGGGGUCCCAGCGCAAGUUCCUGGAUGGGGAUGAGCUGACCCUGGCCGACUGCAAUCUGCUGCCCAAGCUGCAUGUGGUCAAGAUUGUGGCUAAGAAGUACCGAAACUAUGACAUCCCAGCUGAGAUGACAGGCUUGUGGCGAUACCUCAAGAAUGCCUAUGCACGGGACGAGUUCACCAACACCUGUGCAGCUGACAGUGAGAUCGAGUUGGCCUACGCAGAUGUCGCCAGGCGCCUCAGCCGAUCGUGAGCUUGGCUGUCUGGCCCAAUUUCUGCUGCAGAAGAAUUCUACUUCUCCCAAUGGCUUUCAGCUCUACAGACUCUUCUUCCCCAUUGCCUUGGGGAAACAUAAAAAAAAAUUAGGCCACAUCUUACUGGCACCCCUGAACUCAACUCCAGCCUUCUACCUUCUAAGAUCAGUGCCAUCCUUCUGCCUUGCCCUGCAGGAGCCUGGCAAGCAGAGGACACGGUGGCAGAUUUUUUUUCCACCUGCUGGUCUGAUCUAGGGUCAGUGUAUCUGGGGUCAGUGAAUCUGGGGUCAGUUUGCAGAGCUCUCAUGGGAUUGUCACCGUUCCCUUCUGCCAAUAUCAUAAUGCUUUCUCAGAUGCGCUAACAACUUGAAAUGCCAGCUUCUCUCUCCCCUCGUUCCUCAGCAAAUGCAAGGUGAUGGACAGAUACAUCAUCGUCAGGGAGAGAUCUAUGCCUUGAUUGGGGAGACAGUGGUUGGGGGGACUCAGCUGGGUGUGGCUCUAGCAAAACAGUUCCAGAUGCUCACUAUUUCUGACAGUGGGCCAGAUGGAGACACCCCCAACACACAAUAUACCCCAGUUUUCUGGUGCAAUAUGAUUACAUCCUGGCCAGCACUGACCCAAGUUUUCCUCCUGUCUCCAUUUUGCCACAAAGGCAGUCGAUUUAUAACUCUAAACCAAGGUGACCCAGAUAGGGAGAGACUUCUGGGAAGCAAUAUUGAUGCCAAAAGGCCCAAACAGGGUCUACAGCCACAGGGGUCACUGGCUGAAGAGUAGUCGUCCACUGGAGAUCACAUGAGAGUGUGUGUGUGUGUGUGUGUGUGUGUGUGUGUGUGUGUGUGUGUGUGUGACUGUGUUCUUCAGUGGGUAGCUUUGGGUUUGAGCAAGCGAAGGAAGUGGAGGGAUGGGAGGAAAUAAAGUUCUAUUUGAGUUUGACAUAGCCUAGAAAACUUUUAGAGCAGUCUUCUCUCUCAUUAUCUAAAUCUUGGAUUGGUGUUACGGCACCCCUACCAACUGUAGAGCAGACUCCAACAUCAGCCAAAAAUGUCUUCCAGGCUCUUCAUAGUCACUUGCAGAUGUGGGUUGCCACCUGCCUGUGCCCUGGCUCCCAGUUUCUUCAGCCUCAGCCUCUGAUGAAAGAGAAAGUCUAUUAAUGAAUGGUGUGAUCGUGGGCUACCUUAGGAAGAAAGCCCAUGGGUCUUUCUGACUGGGAAGCCACAACUUGAAUUUGGAAAUUAUGGACUGCCUUGGGCUUGGGUUCAUUUUCCUGUCAGCAGGCUCAUCUAUCAGAUUUUCAAGGAAGAGAAAACUUUUUAAAAAUUUCUUUAUAAACUAAUAUUUCUCUCUUUAGUAAUUCUCCUUGAGUUUUACCUACAACUCUCACAGGGUGUGACCAUGAGAACCUAGGCUGAUUAGGAACUAUGACAAAUCAAUCACUCAUUAGCUCUUCCUCUACCAGUGAGCUAGUGAGUGCCUAGAAGAAAUCCAUCACCAGGACCUCAACUCCAACAAUCCCGCUUCUGUGUCACUGACAGUGGAGGCGAGGCUCCUGAGGGCCGGUAAGGCCCUGGUCUUGGCUCAUUGCUCGGGAGGGUGGAGCAGCACAGAUCCUUUCCAUAGAAAUACAACAUGGUUUAACCCAAGCAGUCACUGAGCCCUCCUGCCUCUAGGGAUCUCCAAAGCAAAGAGUGACCAUUGAUCCAAGGAGGGAGGAAGCAGGAGGUCUCCCUAGCCCACUGGGGAAGAGGACUCUGCCUGCUAGAAGUUUAUAAACCUGAAGGGGCUUUGAAGAGGCAAAAUGAGCCGAUUCAUUUCCAUCGCUACAGGAACCUUUCCACGGGCUCUCCAUAAGCUACCCCUGGGGAUGUUUAAAAGUGUAGCACUGCUGAGGGAACAGCACUUUUUUCUUCAGGGAAGAGCCCUCAAUGGGCCUCUCGGGGAAGCAGAACUUCCGGAACCAUCCGGAAGGCCGUUUAAUUAAAAGAAAACCAUGCUGUUCUCCGGGAUCCUUCCUAGAAUUUACAAGCAGGCAGGGUGAACUCACGCAGCUCACACCCCUAUUUUCCAAAGGUGGGCUGGUGUUAAAGAUAUGAAGACUAGCGUGCAUGCUGAGGGGCCUCAGAGGAAGGGGAAGAAUUUUCCUCAUGUGAUGCUCUGAGCCCAGCAAUCGGCAUGUCUUUUAAAAACAAACUUCCCAAGCCGAGUCGAUGUUGUUUCUAGACGGUUCUCCUAUGGUUGAGUUAGUUUCACAUACAUCACAAUAUUUAGGCAAUGUUGGAUGCUAUAGGAUCAAUCAGAACCCCUUUAAAGAGAGGCACGAUUGUAAAUGGGAGGCUUUCCUCAGUACUUUAAUGCAGAUGUAACUUUAAUGUUAUCAAAUAACUAUAAUGAGACUAACCAAUGUCUUAGGACACAAUUAUCAUAGUAUGUAAAAAAAAUAGCAAUAAAGUCAAUGAUGAUUACCUACCCCACCCCCUCCAAGGAGAGUUUUCUCUGGAGGCUCUAGUUUCUUUGGACCUUGGUCUUAACCUUGAUAUGUAUAUGGUUUACCAUCUGCAGUCACCCUGUGUUGAGGUUCCAAGUCCCAGCUCAGACCAUGUGGAAGGGUUUGUAGUGUGGACUCUACCUGCAGAAAUUCUGGAUAAGAGCUAUUCCGGUAAAUGCCAGUCCCCCAGGAAGCAUUUGGAUGUCAGAGAAAAGGAAGCUAUGUUGACAGAGCUAUUGUGUAUUCUUUUCUCACCUUGGAUUGUCACAUGACAAUCUUGUAUGUAUGAAACGUUAAGUGCAAAGCAAGACAGACAGACGGGGUCUGACUCAAAAUUACUGAGCUGAGUGUACCUACCUAUUUAAAACUGCCCACUUCUUAGGUUGAUCCAGACAGAAGACAUUCUUAGGUUGAUCCAGAGAGAAGAUGUUAUUAACUAUCCACAAUAAGAUAGAAAGUGAAUUGUUUGCUUGUUUAGAAAUAUAAUUUCAUAUUCUCCUGAAAAAAAAGAAAAUGUCCUGGUAAGUUCAGGAUCACAGUCAUGUGUCUAUCUCACAGUUUAAAUGAGGGGUCUAGGUAGCCUACUGGAACCAAACAAAUCAGUUGCAAAGUAGGAAAUGGUCACUCAGUUUAUUUAGGCAGUCGAUCCCAAACUAGUUCUAGCUUCCUGGUAGGUGGCAAUGUCCCCACUGGUCCCCUCUAGUGUUGGUGGGAACAAAUAGGCUCUCUUUUUUUUUCUUCAAAACCAAACUGUUCCAAAAGUGAAGUUUGGGGCAGAACCUGCUGGUACCUUCUUGUGAGGUUCUUAUGAGGUGAAACAAGAACAGUGACUAGAGGGGUGGACAUUCUGCAGACAGGUAGUCCUAAGCAGGUUAGAACCAUCAUGGAAUGAAACAUGCCUGGCACAGAGAGACGUUGCUGUUGACAAGUUCUGGGGACCUUCCAGGCCCAGGUAAAUUGUAUUAUGAGGGAAGUCAAGGCAGAAGCCGUGUGUCCAUCUAAUAAAAGUUCACCAUCGCUAAAAGAGUUUGCAUCUACAAUCAAAUCCUUCUAGAAGCAGUAGGUGUCUGGUCGGUAGGUACUUCUGGGGUUUCUGUCCAUUCUUCCAUGGUCUAGGAGUUAGCUCAGCUGCAAGAUGAGGCAGGAUACUAAUGUGGCUUUGCUGGGAAACAUGAAACACUAACUCAUGAUUGAAACUAAAUUCAGUGAUUCUCAAGGAUAACCUUUUGAGAUCUACAUGUUUCUAUCAUCCAUAUUCAUAUACAUUAUAUCUAUAUAUGAUAUUACAAAGAACCUUUAGAAAGGGUGAAGGAAAGAAGUGUGCUCAUGAGGCCUCAGACUCUGGUGUUGGGAGAAGAUUUGUGAUCUUGUCUUUGGCCUUGGGGCCCUUCUACAAAUAAGCCAAUGACUUUGUAUCCACUGCUCUUUAUCAUUCAAACUAACAGCUUGUGCCUGAAUUAUAAGUGUAUUUUAUUUUCCCUCUACCAAUAUUUCCCUCCCAGCCUUGCUGCAAGCUACAUUCAUCUCAUUAUUAUGAAUGAGUAUAAAUCAAACUGCCCAAUCUUAUUUAAUGUUGUUUCAGGAUAUAGAUCUAUUGUUCAUUAUCACCACAUGCACCAGCAAAAAUAAAGAAAAUGUUAUUCCAAUAUAAGGUUUGACUUAAACCGUACUUUCAAUAAAAUCAAUCUAGUGUUUGGUAAAAACAGUUUUGAAGACAUGGUAUUUUUGUAUAUAGCUAGAGAUGUCACAACAUCAACUGUGAAUAUAUUUAUAGGAGAUAGAAGGGUAGGAUCAAGCUUGGUUAUAGAGUGUUUGCUUAACAUACGUGAAACCCUGGGUCAGAUCUCUAGCACUGCAUCAACCAAGCAUGGUAGCAAACACUGGUAAUUCCAGCACAAGGGAGCUGAAGUCAGGAAGACCAAGGUCAGCUGCAUAGCAAACUGGAGGCUGGUCUGAGACCCUGUCUCAAAACAAGUAAAAUAUUCAGCUGAUACUUGAAUUUCUCCCCCCUCCACCCAAGUCACCUAGUUUUUUUUUUUAAUUUUAUUUUAUAAGCUGAGGAGUUAACUGAUUGGCAAUUCUAAUACAUUGUAUGUAGGGACACUCCAAAUGAUGGUAACAUAUUUUUUGAGACCUUUAGCUUGGGUGAGAACAGACCUUGCUUUCAAGCCUUACUCAAUGUACCACGCCUUUGACUACAUACCAAGUCAAGUGUUUUCUACUUAUCCUUGAGCCAGCUGUAAAUGCAUUUCCUGGUCUUGAUUGGUAUUGACUGAUUCAAAUAAAGUUGGUUUAUUUUCAAAUAUUA